This is a messenger RNA of Zerene cesonia (dogface butterfly), 4876 nucleotides long. It is a transcript of the gene ZnT63C, whose product is annotated as zinc transporter 1. Gene Ontology annotation, molecular function: zinc ion transmembrane transporter activity. Bases 466 to 1812 code for a protein of 448 amino acids. Gene Ontology annotation, biological process: detoxification of zinc ion; zinc ion transmembrane transport; intracellular zinc ion homeostasis. The transcript is spliced from 10 exons. Lineage: Eukaryota; Metazoa; Arthropoda; Insecta; Lepidoptera; Pieridae. The record is from RefSeq and is a predicted model, not a curated record. Gene Ontology annotation, cellular component: membrane.
UCGUUCAUCACAGUUCGUUCAUCGUUUAUCGUUGAUGAAGUAUGCUACCAACUCUCGCAUUUACUGUAAAAAAAUAUUUUAAUACAUAGCUGCAGUGCUAUAAACUUGUGUUUAAAUUUAAAAUCUAACAUUUUAAAUAACGAACAUGUGCAAAAAAUCAUUAAUAAUAAAUCUGUAGUGUUUAUAUAAUUUUACAUUAUCACCAGCUUUCACGAUAUCCUAAAAUUUUUUCGGAGUACCGUUUUUUAAAUCGUGAAUACAGUGGAAUACUUCUAUUUUUGUGCUGCUUAUGGUUAUCGUAUCCUGCCAUCGGAGGUGCUUUAUGUUUUUCGGUGAUUAAUAAGUGAACAACGUUUUGUCAAAUGAUUCUGCGUUUUCUAUCUUGAUAAUUGACAUUGGACGUACUAAUGGGAACAUACUGAAAAUAAUUCUAUUGAUUUUAAUUAUUUACAUUUAACCUGAAAUAUGGGGAAGUAUUCUGGAAAGAAAUGUCGAUUAUUAUCGAUGUUAUGGUUGACGGGCAGUUUCUUUAUAGUGGAAUUAGUUGUCGGCUAUGUUACAAACUCUAUGGCACUGGUAGCAGACUCCUUUCACAUGCUCAGUGAUGUAGCCGCCCUGGUCAUAGCGUUUUUAUCAGUUAAGAUGUCACCAAAGAAAUGGUCAAAGAACACAUUCGGUUGGGCGCGGGCUGAGGUGCUAGGUGCUCUGGUGAAUGCCGUGUUCCUAGUGGCCUUAUGCUUCAGCAUCACCGUGGAAGCUGUGCAGCGGUUCAUCAAUAUUGAGAUAAUACACAACGCGAAGCUCUUGGUCGCUGUGGGCACUCUGGGACUGAUUUUGAAUAUAGUGGGACUGUUUCUAUUUCACGAGCAUGGCAGCAGUCACGGGCACACGCACGGCGGUGUACCGCCACCGUCGAACGUGCGCCACUUGACCGAGCUGGUGAACAGCAACGCGGACAUGGCCCUCGGCCACGCAGCCACCGAUACAGAGGAGACGGACGAAAUGGUGCCGCCGAAGGUGGACAAGCUUCCAAGCAAGCAGGCGCCGAAGCCGACAGACCCCGGCCACCUGAACAUGAAGGGCGUGUUCCUGCACGUGCUGUCGGACGCUUUGGGUUCGCUAAUAGUGGUAACAUCAGCGCUAGUGGUGUGGCUGACUGAGUGGGAGUACCGUUUCUACAUAGAUCCGGCACUCAGUAUCGUUCUAGUGAUCCUCAUAUUAGCCUCCGUGUGGCCUCUGCUGAGGGAAUCGGCGCUCAUUCUGUUGCAGACCGUGCCCACACAUAUACAGGUGGACGCUAUUCAGAGGCGUCUAUUGGAAAAAGUGGAUGGAGUGUUGGCUGUGCAUGAGUUCCACGUGUGGCAGUUGGCUGGUGACAGGAUUAUAGCCAGCGCACAUAUAAGGUGUAGAAACCUAUCGGAGUACAUGAAGAUAGCUGAAAAGGUGAAGGAGUUCUUUCACAACGAGGGAAUCCACUCGACCACCAUACAGCCUGAGUUCGUAGAACUGCCCCUGGAUGGCAAUGAGAUGAUCAGCUCGUCAGCUGAGGCGCCGUGCGCGUUACACUGUCCGCCCAACGACCUCUGCCACAACGCCACGUGCUGCGGGCCCAACCAACAGAAGCAAAGCACUCCAUCGCCGUCAGUCACACCGUACAUGUGUAGGCAGAGGAACAUGGGCUCGCGAACCGAGUCCGUCAAUUCUAAUAUUGGCGCUGGCGGACAAGGCGCCGCUACUGCUAGGAAUUUAGACGCAUUGGAGUGCGGCUCGUUACUACCAUCCCCGAUGGGCGAAGCUCGGCUGACGGUCUGACAGGCGGCCGGCACCUAACGCACUGCGGGACGCCACGUCCCCAUACAUAUUAGUUGUUUCACAAAUUAUAUCUAACAACUAACUAAAUAACGUUUAUACGAAUGCAUUUCACUGUAUUAUUUAUACCGAAAUUACAAGUUAUGAGAUUAAGAGCCAGUCUCACCGCUCGCUGAUAAAGCGCCUGAUAGCCUAUUUAACACUUGACGUAUGUUUUCAUACAUUACUUGCUAUUUUAACUGACUAUUAUACGGGACAUAUCCAGACGCUGUGACGCAGCUAUAAGUUAGUUUUACAAUUCUGCAUAUGUUCUGUAUAGCUGUAAUGAAAGUAUAGAUCGUUCAAAAAGUGUCAAGUAGGCUAUCAGUGACUUUAUCAGCGAGUACUGUAAUUGGCUAGAUCGCUAAGCAUUUAUUAUGAUGUUUUCCAAAUGUGUUUUGUUAUAAGUGCGUUGAUACCACCGACAUUUUGUCCUAUCGCCUUUAAGUAACAAAGUAAUACGCACAGACUUCGCCACAUUAUAUUUUCACCAAAUUUGCAUGACGAAUAAUAAUUCGCCACCAAAUAAUAAGAAAUAGGUAUCAAAUACAAUGUGUUCUUAGUGAUAAGCGUUCUAGAAACGUACUCGUAUGUUUGUAUCCAAAGUUGUUGAAAUGAAAAUUAAUAUAGGUAAUCGAAAAAUCAAUUUUUGUUACUAUUAUAACCAGAUUCAAUAGUAUAUAUAAAUUUAAAGUUUGCUUUUUACCGACUUUGCAUUAGCAACGAUUUGUUUUAAAUCAAAAUUAAGUGGGAAACAGACGAAAGUGUAGUAUUAUAAAGAUAAUUAAAAUAAGAAAUUCAGGGUUAAUAGUUACUAGAACUUUAUUUAGGUUUGGCAAUCGUCCACUCAUUGAAUACUGUUUUUUUAUACCUUUUAAUAAUAAAUAAAUAUAACUAACACCUAUGCACACAUUUUCGAUAGAAUUACGCAUUCGAAAUGCAAAAGUACAACUAACACACCAAUUAUAACUAAUGGCAGUUUUUGACAGUGACACUAUUUCCCGCCCUUUUUUAUGCACAGCUUGUCCAAAAGUAAGUCACGUGACACAUUGACGAUUUUCUCGCUUCUAUUAAUAUAAUAACCAAGGUCGUUGACCUGAUAUUUUCCACGUGGAAAUAACGAAAGAUAAAAUAAUCUUAUCUGCGUAUCGAUCUAUUUUUGUGUCAACAUCAGUCUUUUCCAUUUCAAUGUUAUUUACGAUAUAAAAGCCACUUCUCUUGCUUUAAGUUAUUAACAUAUGCAAUACUAAUCGGCUGACUAAAGAUAUAUAGAUAUUAGAUAAAUAAUAAUAACGGUAUCCUCAGAAAGGGGCUUAGGAAAUAAUAUUAGUAAUACUUGCAUCAUCAUUCAGUAAUUUUAUUCACGUGUUCAUGUCAUUCGUCUUAUAUGAUUAAUGAAAUGAAAUCAUUUUAAUUUCUUUAAAUUUAUUUUGGCUGUUGUUGAAAGUAUUUUAUUACGAAGUAUAUUUUUAUUUUGUGUUUCGUAAGUUUAGUACGUUUUGUAUUAUUUUGAAAAGUUUCUAGGCGUUAAUGCAAUAUUAAAAUUGACGUAUGUAUUAAUACUAAUCGACUGAUGUGUAUUAGUACUGACGACUAUGUUUGAAUAUAAAAUAACAUGAAGAAUAUAUCACAAAUAUAAUGCGUGAUACAAAAUAAAAUACAUAGGUAAUUAGUUUUUGCUAGAUUUUUACAUUAUAACUGUAAAGAUUUAAACCAUGAAUAGUUUAAUUUAUUGAUGUUUUUAAUUGUUUAAAAAUUGACAUAAAGUGCAUUAGAUAGAAUAAUUGUAGUAAAUAGUUGUUUCACACCAAAUAUUGUGUGCAUUUUUAGGACAUAACUUCGAAUUUCUAAGAACCAUAGUGCAAGCUGUGGCAGUAGAAACGUAUGUGCCACAAAGCUUUUUGAUAAAUUACUUUGUCUAUAGAUACAUAUUUUACCCUUUUUAAAUACAUUUUUUUUUUAUAUUUUUAAAUCACUUUUUUCGUGAAUCGGGAGGUAAUUUUUAUUACUCAAAGAAUUUAUUCAAACUCAAACCUAUUCUUCAUUGUCACACCUGGCUCUAAGGUUCUCAUUUCAUUUAUAUAACACUAACAUAGUUAUUAUGGUUAUUAUUACAACACUUAAAAAUUGUGAUCGUCAUUUUAAUAUAGGAAAAUAAUUAAGUUUAAAAAAAAAUUGUAUUGAAGAACGUCACACCCGGUUCAAAAAAAUCAUUUCAUUAAAUAAAAUAAAUAAAAAAUCAUAUUAAUAUUCAUGUAUUGAUAAAUUUAAAGGAUAAAUGUAUCAGUCCGUUAUUAUAGAUAUUAAAUAUAUAAGAAGUAUGAGAAGCGUUUUAGGUUUUGUACUAAAAUUUUAAUACUAUACAAUAUAAAUGCAUAAUUAAUAAUAUAUCGUGUAUAUUACGGCACAGCCUACGUGAUUAUUUUUGGUGUCUGUUUUUCAAUAUAUUGUUUUGAAAUUUACGUUGCUAUGAAAUUAGAAUAACCCAAGACGUGUACUGUCUUGUACUGUCUUGUUCUUGUGUUUUAAAAUAUAAAUGGUUGGUGUUAAUUUAAGUAUCUGAACUCAGCCGUUUAAAUGUUUUGUAAUAAUAACGCAAAACACGAGGAGUAAUAAUAGACUACAGAUAUCUCAUUCAGUUCUUAAAAUGGUCAGGGUUGAAUAAAAAUAUUAUUUUUUUUCAAGUUUAACCACAGAUUAUGAGAUAUUCAGAGAGCAUUUCUAUUGAUUACAACGAAGCGUCCGAUGAGCAGGUAAUAUGAUAAUAUCGAGCUUACAAUAUAUUCAUUCGUUUAAUAUUUAUUUUACAUUUAAUAUUCUCAGCUCAGGUACAAAUAAUGAUCCGAUAGUAACUCUUUAAAGUUACACACUAAAUAUUUAAAUAAUUCAACGAUAUUUGAAAAACAGGCAUCUCUAGUUAAAUUAAUUCUAUAAAAAGAGCGAGUCUGAGUGCAAAUAUUGUUUACGGUUUGAUUGUUAGUGCAAUUGUGGAAGUGUAUUUCACAGUUAUUAAAAAUGUACGAAUUAA